AGCAACAAAGGAACCGUGAACACAGGCGCUCGCCCGUCCGCAAGCGGUCUAGCCCGGGCGGUCAAGCACAAAAGGACGCAAAAAAAGGGAGAGACACUUGGUCGAAUGGCAGCCAGCGAAGGGCCAACCGGACCUUCAUUUGCUGCUCCGCUGAGGCCACUUUUGCACUCCAAGACUGCAGAUUCUGUUCAGCGCCCGCGUCAGCCCCAGCCCGGCGCUCCAACAAUCUCGAUCCAUCCUUCUCCGCCGCGGACGUCGCCUUGGAUGGCCUCGCUGCCGUGUCGCCUUCAGCCAGAACCGCCCGAUAUCCACACCUGUCCUGCUGAGCUCAGCGUGCCGGCCGCCGCGCUUUCGAUGCGAGUCCCGUCUUUACCCGCCCGGUCUGCAGCUCAGGGAGAUCGAACAGCCGCACCGCGCACUCGGAAAGCAUUGACCCCGUCGUGUACACGCACGCGAGGCCUGCCCCAGUUCGUCGGGCCCAGAACUCGAUCAGACUCGCUUCUCUGAACGAGUGCAUCGCAUCGUCUCGUCGUCGCCUCGCUGCCGCGCCCGUUUGGCCGCCACCUGUCGAUUUCCCCCCGGUGCCCGCUGCUCAGGCGUGAGGCCUGAUCCUCUUUGCGCUCCGCCCGGAGGGGGCCCUCUUCACGGCGUGUUCACCAUGUCGCAGGAGCUCAAGAGUGACGCCGAGACGGCGUCUCCUAUGGCGGAUCCCCCGCCUCCCUUGACGAGGGCGCGCGCUUUCGUGUCGCAACCCGUCGUAGCCUCCUUCAUCGCCGGCGGCGUCGCCGGUGCGGUGUCCAGAACCGUCGUCUCCCCGCUGGAGCGACUGAAGAUCCUGUUUCAGGUCCAGAGCGCGGGCCGAGAUGCGUACAAGAUGUCGAUCUGGAAGGCGUUGGGCAAGAUGUGGAGAGAAGAGGGUUUCAAAGGCUUCAUGGCUGGCAAUGGCACCAACUGCAUCAGGAUCGUGCCGUAUUCUGCCGUGCAGUUCGGAGCGUUCAACUUCUACAAACCUUACUUCGAAGCCACACCAGGACAGCCUCUGAGCCCCGAGCGGCGACUGGUGUGCGGUGCAUGCGCUGGCAUCACUUCUGUCACGUUUACCUACCCGCUCGACAUAGUACGGACACGUCUAUCCAUACAGUCCGCGUCCUUUGCAGAGCUGGGCACAAGACAAGCCGGGCAGAAGUUGCCCGGCAUGUUCGAGCUUAUGGUCCUGAUGUACAAGAACGAGGGAGGAUGGAAGGCGUUGUACCGGGGAAUUAUACCGACGAUCGCCGGCGUGGCUCCCUACGUAGGCCUCAACUUCAUGGUCUACGAGUCGAUCAGACCGCAUUUUAUUCCUGAUGGCCAAGCAAAUCCAGGAAACUUUGGCAAGCUCGCCUCGGGCGCGAUAUCAGGCGCGAUAGCGCAGACAUGCACAUACCCUUUUGACGUUCUGCGAAGAAGAUUUCAGGUCAAUACAAUGUCUGGUAUGGGCUACCAGUACAAGUCUGUCUGGGACGCCGUAUCCACCAUCAUCAGACAAGAGGGCUUCCAGGGCAUGUACAAAGGAAUUGCACCAAACCUGCUCAAGGUUGCGCCAAGCAUGGCCGCCAGCUGGUGGACUUUCGAGACAGUUCGUGAUCUCAUGGUCUGGCUAGCUCCGGAGCAGCCAUUGUGAACAAGGUCGAUCUCCAUGUUGCGCUGGUCCCACUGAAACGGAUCGACAUGGUUGCCUCUUCAAGCACUACGAAGCCAGGGGAAACGCGCCGUCAAGAACGCACCACAGCCGCGGACGCAAAAUGAUUUUUUUUUGAAAUCCUUGACCUGCGCACCUUGACCACCUACUUUACACAUGCAUAUAUCACCAUUGCAUUUAGCUGGCGUUUACGAAGGGACUGGCAAGGCAUUGCAAUCGCCUCAAUCCCCGCCACCUUCGUUGAUUUUGGAAAGCGUUCAUAACACCGGUGGAGGAACGCAUUUACAUCGGGAAAAAAAACCUACAUUAGAAAGAUCCUGGUCCCCUUUUACACGUUAGCAUUGUCGCGACGAUGGCUCACGGUAACGAAACGAAGGGGUGAACAUAGAUGUGACAGUACUCUUAUAGAGAGAUCCUACGUUUUCGCAUGUCUGAUUUUGCUUUGUAGAUUUACCAUCAUUUCAUUGUGUGUUGCGACGUGAGAUGAGCGCGCCUUUUUUUUUUUCUUUUUUUUCUUCAAGAAAAAAAAAGACGUGCAUUCCGCUCUGCCAUUCCCAUUGUCUUUUCCUUUACCUUCUUCCACCAAGGAUUUCGCAAUAUUUGCAAAGAUUGGUUUCGGUAGCAGCGUCAGUACCGUCUGAAGCCGGUCCAAUUCUCUCAGAAACUUCCAAGCCACGGAACUAGCUAUGCACAAAAAGGUCAGACAUGC
Messenger RNA from Verruconis gallopava, 2387 nucleotides. RefSeq lists its product as uncharacterized. The record is from RefSeq and is a predicted model, not a curated record. NCBI's taxonomy places the organism in Eukaryota, Fungi, Ascomycota, Dothideomycetes, Venturiales, Sympoventuriaceae. The transcript has 4 exons. Bases 659 to 1660 code for a protein of 333 amino acids. Gene Ontology annotation, biological process: transmembrane transport.